Molecule: messenger RNA, 567 nt
Organism: Symbiodinium sp. CCMP2592
Lineage: Eukaryota; Dinophyceae; Suessiales; Symbiodiniaceae
Source: the annotation of a GenBank genome assembly
AUGAGCUUCAAAGAAGGGGCGUUUGAAGGCCAGACGCAUGGAGGGUCCGAGAAGGUUUGGCCGAAGAUCAGCUCUUACGAGAGAGACAUCGGCAAGUUCAGCGAGAAGUUGUCGGAGACGCAGAGUCAGCUCCUGGCCAUUCGGGACACACCCACACGGGAUUCCGACGAUCUCCGGACGCAUCUGAAGGCACAGAUCAACCAGGUGAAGCGGAUGAUGGCACAGCUUGGGCGAUUGCGUGACAUUCAGCGGGUCAAUGCACAGGAGAUCGGCAUGGUCGAACGAGUCCGGGCAAAGCUCUUCAAGCAAGUGCGUGUUCGUAAUUUGCUGGCGGAGGGCAACCCUGAGAACAUGGCGAUGAAGAUUGCCACAUUACAGGAGGACACCGACAGGUUACGGACCACUAUCAAGGACCUAGAGGCCGGAUUACAACCUCUUACCAAAGAGGCGGCGGACAUCAUCGGAAAACUUCGGGAAAUGCCGUUUGAGUUCACCACGGAGACUGGCAAGUUGCGGGCUUGCAAUCCUUGUCGCAGCCGGGAGUAUCAGGGACCGAUCACACAUUGA